Molecule: messenger RNA, 849 nt
Organism: Theileria orientalis strain Shintoku
Lineage: Eukaryota; Apicomplexa; Aconoidasida; Piroplasmida; Theileriidae
Product: orotidine 5'-phosphate decarboxylase
Exons: 4
Coding region: 1-849 (282 amino acids)
Biological process (GO): 'de novo' pyrimidine nucleobase biosynthetic process; pyrimidine nucleotide biosynthetic process
Molecular function (GO): orotidine-5'-phosphate decarboxylase activity
Source: RefSeq, a predicted model, not a curated record
AUGGGUUUCUUUAGUAAGUUGGAAGGUCGGAUGGACCUCUUGAACACUAUCCUCUGCCUCGGCCUCGAUCCCAGGGUCGAGCAGGUGGACAAGUUUGCAAAAACCGACGAAUUCAGGAGAUUAUUUCUAGAAAACGUAAAGAAUAACGAUCGUUCAUACAAAAAGGAAGAGUCUUCCACAUAUGUUAGGCUCAAAUUGUACUGUUUGCACAUUCUUGACAGCACUCUGGACCACGUGUGCUCCGUCAAACCUAAUUUUGCCUUCUUCUUGGCCCACGCCACCGAAGGUGUACAGGUGCUUUUGGAGGUUUGCCAGUACUUGCGGGAGCGCGACGUCCCAGUCCUGCUCGAUUGCAAGCUCGGCGACAUCGGCUCCACGACCGACUACUACAAAAAGUUCGUGUUCGGCCAGCUGAAGGCCGACGCUUGCACUGUUAACUCGUUCAUGGGCACUGACGUUCUUCGGUCCUUUUGCACUGAUUCCGGCGGCAAUUUCGUAAACGACGUCUUCGUCCUUGCCAAGUGCUCCAAUCCCUCCUCUCGGGAGCUCCAGUCUGCUCUUUUCAAGGACGAUGUUCCCCUGUACAUGCGUCUCAUCGACCAGACUGAGUCUCUGGGUCACAAAUUUGGCUACGUCGUUGGCUCCAAUUGCGUUGACGCCAUUAAGAGGAUCCGCGAGAAGUACGAUUCCUACCUUUUGGUCCCCGGUGUCGGUUCACAGGGUGGCGACCUUGAGCAGACUAUAAAAUACGGUCUAAAUAAGGAUAAAAGGGGUCUUUUGGUUCCUAUUUCUCGUGCUAUUACUGACACUGAUGUAAGUUCUAUUAUUGGCUCUCAGUAUUUACUUUAA